Messenger RNA from Bolinopsis microptera, 2873 nucleotides. RefSeq lists its product as uncharacterized. NCBI's taxonomy places the organism in Eukaryota, Metazoa, Ctenophora, Tentaculata, Lobata, Bolinopsidae. The coding region runs from base 250 to 2532 and encodes 760 amino acids. The record is from RefSeq and is a predicted model, not a curated record. The transcript is spliced from 3 exons.
AACGUUCCCACCAGUGCUGUGUCAUCGAUACCUGAAGAAGGGCAUGAACUAUGGUAAUAUAUAACGCGAGCUGAGAAAAGUCCCUUUAUUUGUUACUUGAGUAGGAUUUUACUGCACCACAACCAUUAAUGUGUGCGGCGGCGGCAGUCACAGGGAAGCGAAACUCGAAAUACGGAAAACAUGUUGCUCAUGUAAUGAUAUAUCGUGUUGUUCAGUAACUCGUUAGUUUCUUGGGAGCAGAGUUUUGGAAUGAGGAGUUUUCUUGUUUUGGUAUUGUUUUUUGUGUCGUUUGAAAAUGUAAAAGGUUGCCCGAAUAUUUGCUCAUUUUUGUACAGCAAUUCCAACGCAGACUGGGAGAAUCACUCUAGCAUAGCAGACACCUAUUUUAUUGUUGAAGGGAUUGCAUCAGGCAGUGUAACAGGAAUAAUCACGGCCCGCUUCGAAACCUUUACACCAGAUUACGGCAAAACAUUUGAUUUCCUGAGGUUUCACAAUGACAAUACUAAAAAAGAAGACAACCAAUCGCUUUUUUUCAAGAUUAUUCCCGGAAAAAAUGGUGUUGUCAGCGGAAAGAAAGGCAGUCCUAUCGGGACGAAGUCGCUUAGUUUCGAGAUCGUGAAGAGUAUUCAAAUAUCAGAUUUAGAUGCAAAUUUCUACAAAAUAUUCAUGGGUUAUCCGGGUAACGCUGAGAGCUUGGAAUACAAUUACGGAACUGAUACAAAUUGGAAAACGUUAAAAGAUGUGCGUCUCAGAGACACAGUAAAGAUAAAGAAUGGUGGAAGAUGUACUGUAUACAAGUACAUAUCAGUCUGCUCUGAUUCCACACCAAGACAUUGUGGUGAACAACGUCUUGUAACAGAAAAGGUUACCCUCGGCUCUCCACACAUUCUCACCUGUACCGGCUCUGGAGCUCCUUAUCUUGAUGUGAUGUGGACCAGAGAUAAGGCAACGGUUCCAGUUUGGUCAAGUACCUACGACAACACAACAGCAGAUCACCAGAUCAGCUCUAAGGUAGAGAUAGAUAAUAUCACCUUGGACCAUCUCGGAGAAUGGAUUUGCACCAUCCGUAACAAAAACUUCGGUGACAGUGUCAAUAAGAAAUACGUCCUACAGUACUCCAACCCAGUAAUUCUCCUUGACUCACCAAAUCUAGAAUACUACAAAGACAAUGAAAACGACACAGAGUUUGAGUGGACGGUUGAAGGGUGGCCAUUAGAGCAAGUUAAACUAGAAUGCGGAAAUGAGAACAUUUCAGUGAAAAAAAACGAUACUGGCUAUAGAACCUUUAUACCUCCCCGAGUUGGAUUUAAAAUCAUUCUAAGAAACGAGACCGUAAUAAACUGUGUCCUAAAAGAUGGAAAUAAAGUCCUAAAUACUCGUAACAUCACCAGAGUUGGAUACAACUGCACAGAGGGAGAAGGUGGUGUUGGUAAAGAUUGUGAAGAGUGUGAACCAGGACAAACUAGUGUGGCUGGAGUUGGAGAGUGUUUCGCUGGCAACAGUUCCUGUACAGAAGGAAACUGGGGAAUUGACGGAAUUUGCAAUCCAUGUCCUGACAACCAGACUAGUUCCUAUCAUGCGGUUAAACCGCAAGAAUGCUUCACACCUGCACCUGAACCUACUGUACCGCCUGCACCAGACAAGAACCUUAUUGCUCCUAUAGCCGGUGGUGCUGGUGGAUUUGUAGCUGUCUUGAUAAUGACUGCUGUUCUUUGUCUGAUCCUCCGCAGAAAGAAACCAAAAGAACUCUUAGUCGGUCAACCUCUUCAGCCUAGAUUUACAGGAACUGCGGAAAUCAAUGCGGUCUACUCUGACGAUCCAGUUCAAAGAACCAUUCCAAGACUUCUAAGUGAUCUGGAUGAUUCUGAAUGUACUUACGCUAAUAUGAACGAGACGCUCACCCGGAACAACUGUAAAAGUAAAGACAAGGAGAACACGUCUCAACAGUUUAAUUCGACUGAUAGAUCCUUAAUGGAGAUGACCGCUAUGGCCAGCAGAUCUUUAGAAGUGGAAGAAGACACACCGUAUGCUAAUUUAGACGAAGUGAAAAGAGUGCAUUCGACUGACAAAGACGAAAAAGGGGAAGAAAGUACGCUCGCUCGUCUAGAAAGACCAGAAACUGGGAAGAGAGCCAACCGGUCAGGGAAGAUGUCGUCAAAAAAUGGCGGGGACGGACUGAAGGAAGAUCCUCUUUAUGCUGUUAUCAUAAAAGAAGAAGGGAACCCUAAAGCUUAUCCUAACAUACGAGUCGGUAAAACAGGAAAUGACAACGGCCAGUUCAAGGCAAACAGGAAUAUGCCAAUAGAAGAAGAAGAUGACACUUAUGCCUGCGUAGAGCUUUCUGAUUCCUCUAAACUGAGAACCAUACCAACAGUUCCAGUUGAAGAUGAAGAUGACACUUACGCCUGCGUGGAACUAUCUGACUCCUCUAAACUGAGAACCAAACCAACAGUUCCAGUUACCAACAACGAGAGAGCAGAAUACUCCACGAUGUCAGAGCUUCAACGUCAGAAGUCAUACGAAAAGGAUUGAGUGGAAAUAGAAAGCGAAUACAAAUAACGUAUGGAUGAACAAACUUUGAUAAAAUCGCACGAAAUUCAUCAUAGCAGUGUGAAAUUAAUAAUUUAGUAUUUUACAACUUCCUGCCUUCAUACAGGCCCGGGACGUCUUUAUAUCAGGGACGUUUUUUUGUAAAUUUAAUUUCACCCAUUUAGUUUCUCAAUCUCUGUUUUAAAGACUGCGGCAAUUUUUCCCUCGUUAUAUUUUCCGCUAUUUCUGUUAAUGUGUUCUUGUUCAGCAUAAAAUGGUCUUAUUGUAUUAUAAUUUGUUUACUCUGAUAAUGAAAGCCUCGACUAUCAUCAAUGAGGAUUUAA